Molecule: messenger RNA, 993 nt
Organism: Physcomitrium patens
Lineage: Eukaryota; Viridiplantae; Streptophyta; Bryopsida; Funariales; Funariaceae
Biological process (GO): endoplasmic reticulum to Golgi vesicle-mediated transport
Cellular component (GO): TRAPPIII protein complex; TRAPPI protein complex; TRAPPII protein complex
Source: RefSeq, a predicted model, not a curated record
GCGACGUUGGCUAGUUAUAGCGGGAGUUGCUGUCGAUCGACACUUGCGGGAUUUUGAGUAGAUUCACGUAGAUAGUUGAGCGGAUCGGAGCGGAUAGGAGAGGAGAGGAGAGAGUGGAGUUGGUUACGAUUUGUGUGGUUUCUGGUUGAGGAGCAAUGAUAGGGGUUGGCAGGGCGAAGCAGAACUUGAAUGUGGUUGACAGGCCCCUCGGGAAGGGCAAAUCUGAGGUAAGCCUCAGUGCGUUUGCAUUCUUGUUUUCAGAGCUGGUGCAGUACAACCAAGGAAAAGUUGAAAAUAUUGCAGAAUUGGAACACAGGUUGGAAGAGGCUGGAUUCGGAGUUGGUAUCCGUAUGCUUGAGUUGCUGUGCCACAGAGAUAAGGCUAACAGGAGGGAGACGAGAGUUCUAGGCAUCCUUUCAUUCGUUCACAGCACAGUUUGGAAAUCUCUUUUUGGGAAGGUGGCAGAUUCUUUAGAAAAGGGCACGGAACAUGAAGAUGAGUACAUGAUCAGUGAGAAGGAGCUUCUUGUUAACAGGUUUGUUUCAGUUCCAGGAGGUAUGGGAGGUUUCAAUUGUGGCACAUUUGUAGCGGGUAUUGUGAAGGGAGUGUUGGAUGGAGCUGGCUUUCCUGCAAGAGUAACAGCUCAUUUUGUUGCCGUGGAGGGCCAAGCGCGGCCCCGCACAACUAUAUUAAUAAAAUUUGCUGAAGAGGUUGUGCAGCGAGAUGCCCGUCUUGCCUGAAGGCAACAUCUGGGAGCUUCGUCAAGCCUUUGAAUAUUUAUGAUUAAAUAGCAUUGGUCUUAAUUGAACGGAAUUUUUUUUGCUUGAGAUUUGAUACUCAAUACUUAAAAAGCUUUUCUCUAGCGCUGAUUUUCUUAGUUCCUAGGGAGCUGCUACGUAUUUGAGUGAAGCCUCAAUCUGCUCUAUAUCAUUAAAAAGGGCUGAACAGGCUCAACGUUCAAUCUUUUAUACCAUAAUGUGCUUGCGUAAUUUU